CCAGUGUCCUAAUAUCGUUCGUUACGAUCGCAACUUACAGUUUCGCAGCGCAUACGAACGCAUUGAUACCGACACGAGCGGUUAACGAAUUCGAUUAUUUGUUUCCUAGAAUUUGACAAUUCAACUUUAGCGACAGAGAAAUGGCAUUCGUUCAAUUUUACAAUGGAAAUAAGACGCCCAGCCUUGGCCUGGGCACGUGGAAAUCAAAAUCAGGGGAAGUGGAGCAAGCGGUAAAAGAGGCGAUUGAUAUCGGCUACAGGCACAUCGAUUGUGCCCCGGUUUACGGCAACGAGAAGGAAAUCGGUGCAGCCCUGUCAGCUAAAAUAAAAGCCGGUGCGAUUAAACGUUCGGAUAUCUUCAUCACGAGCAAACUUUGGAAUACGAAGCAUCGACCGGAGGUCGUUGAGCCUGCUUUGAAAAACACCCUUAAGGAUCUUUGCUUGGAAUAUCUUGAUCUUUACCUCAUACAUUGGCCGUUCGCAUUCAAAGGUUGGUUGCUCGAAGCUCCGGAAUUGCAAGAGCUGCCAAAGGGAGAAGAAUUAUUCCCGGCUACCGAAAGCGGUGAAAUCGAAACGAGCGACAUUGACUAUGUCGACACUUGGAAAGCGAUGGAGUCUCUCGUCGACAAGGGCUUGGUCAAAAACAUUGGCAUCAGUAAUUUUAAUUCGAAACAGAUCGAUCGACUUCUCGCUAAUUGCAGAAUCAAACCGGUUACCAAUCAAGUGGAAUGCCAUCCCUAUUUGGCCCAAGUGAAAUUAUCAGAGUUCUGUGCAUCAAGAGAAAUAAAGAUAACGGCUUACAGUCCUCUCGGUUCGCCGGACAGACCCUGGGCCAAACCGGAAGAUGCUUUGCUACUCGAAGAUCGUAAAAUUAAAUCGAUCGCAUCGAAGUACAAAAAAACACCUGCCCAGGUCAUCCUACGUUAUCAGCUCGAACGAGGCCACAUCGUGAUACCGAAAUCUGUCUCAAAAAAUCGAAUUCAAGAGAACUUCGACAUAUUAGAUUUCAAACUUUCACCUGAGGAUGUACAACAAAUUCAUACCUUUGACUGCAGAGGUAGAAUUUGCAGCAUGUCCAGGUACCAAAACUGUGUGAAACACAAGUACUAUCCAUUCGGAGAAGACUUCGAGUUCUGAAAAGUUCUAAAACUCAGCGAUACAGACAUCGAAGAAAAGUAUUAUGCUUGUUUUCCUUAUUAAUAAAAUAAAUAAAUGUGAUUUGGUGAUGUGGAAA
This is a messenger RNA of Venturia canescens, 1233 nucleotides long. Its product is annotated as aldo-keto reductase family 1 member B1-like. The record is from RefSeq and is a predicted model, not a curated record. NCBI's taxonomy places the organism in Eukaryota, Metazoa, Arthropoda, Insecta, Hymenoptera, Ichneumonidae. Bases 141 to 1136 code for a protein of 331 amino acids. Gene Ontology annotation, molecular function: aldose reductase (NADPH) activity. Gene Ontology annotation, cellular component: cytosol. The transcript has 5 exons.